UCACCGCUUUCCGCGCGCACCGACCGACCGGCCCCUGAGCAGCCCCGUCUUUGAGCAGCGCUCUCUCUGUCUCUCUCCGUGGACGUUAUUCGCUACCGGGUUUUCUGUGUAUAGAUGUAGCCCGUAACCGGAGCUCACAGUGGGAGACUGUUGUCGCCUUUUCGCCAUGGAGGACUGCUGUUCCCCGGACAGCGAGAGGAUGGAAGCGUGGCUGGACGACCACUUGGAGUUCACCCACUCCUACUUUAUCAGGAAGGCGUCAAGGGAGAUGGUGAAUUCCUGGUUUGCUGAGCGAGUUCACUCCAUCCAGCCAUCUGCCUCCAAAGAAAAUCCUUCACAGCACCGGGCCCACCAGUCCUCCACAGACCCCGGUCUCCCUUCUUCCACCACAAUCCUCCCACCCACCCUCAGCCUCCUGGACAACCGCUGCCCGUCCCCAGCCACUGUCCCCAGCCCGGCCCCCGGCACCCCGACACGCAAAAUCUCAGCGUCAGAGUUCGACCGCCCACUCAGACCCAUCGUGGUUAAAGACUCUGAGGGCUCUCUGACAUUUCUGAGCGACGCAGACCCCGGGACUGUCUCUCUUCGGGGCUCUCUGAUGGGUGAGGGUGGUGUCGGUAAUGGAGGUGGAUACAGCGGGGCAGGAAGUGGCAGUGGGGGUGACCGUUGCGCCAGGCUGCUGGAGCUGGUUAAGGACGUGUCAAGUCAUCUGGAUGUGACAGCACUCUGCCACAAGAUCUUCCUCCACAUUAACGAGCUGAUUGCCGCAGACCGCUACUCACUGUUCCUGGUGGGCGAGGACAGCUCCAACAGGAAGUUCUUGGUCAGCCGCCUGUUCGACGUAGCCGAGGGAUCCACACUGGAGGAGUCCUCCAGUAGCUGCAUCCGGCUGGAGUGGAACAAGGGCAUUGUGGGUCAUGUAGCCGCCACAGGACAGCCGCUAAAUAUCAAGAACGCUUACGAGGAUCCCAGAUUCAAUGCUGAGGUGGACUUGAUCACAGGUUACAAAACCCAGAGUAUCCUUUGCCUUCCCAUCAAGAACCACAGAGACGAGGUAGUCGGAGUGGCUCAGGCUAUCAAUAAAAAAUGUGGGGAGGACGGUGCCUUCACUGACCAGGAUGAAAAGGACUUCUCAGCCUACUUGGCCUUUUCUGGCAUUGUCCUGCACAACGCUCAGCUCUAUGAGACAUCGCAGCUGGAAAACAGACGCAAUCAGGUGCUGUUGGACCUGGCCAGUCUGAUCUUUGAGGAGCAGCAGUGUCUGGAGGUUUUACUGAGGAAGAUCGCAGGAACCAUCCUGUCCUUCAUGCAGGCCCAGGCCUGUACCGUCUUCAUCGCUGACGAAGACUCCAUGAAUUCCUUCUGCAGUGUCUUCCACAUGGAAUACGAGGAGCUUGGUGAAGUCCUAGAUUCCCCCAAAAGGGACUAUGAUGUCAGCCAGAUUAACUACAUGUACGCCCAGUAUGUUAAAAACACCAUGCAGCCUCUCAACAUCGCAGACGUCACCAAGGAUCAGCGCUUCCCCUGGACAAGUGAAAACCCAGAUCACACCCGCAGCCAGAUAAAGAGUUUGCUUUGCACUCCCAUCAAGAAUGGCAAGAAGGACAAAGUCAUAGGUGUAUGUCAGCUGGUGAACAAGAUGGAUGAAGCGUCAGGAAGCGUGAAGGCCUUCAACAGGAACGAUGAGCAGUUCCUGGUGGCAUUUGCUAUCUUCUGCGGUCUGGGCAUCCAGAACACACAGAUGUACGAAACAGUGGAGAGAGCCAUGGCCAAGCAAGAGGUCACACUGGAGGUCUUGUCGUAUCACGCCUCUGCUGCAGAGGAGGAAUCGCGGGAACUCCAGGUAACCGCGGUAGCUACAGUGCCGUCAGCCCAGUCGUUGCGUCUUCUGGACUUCAGCUUCAGUGACUUUGACUUGUCAGACACUGAAACCACGCUGGCUACUAUCCGCAUGUUUGUGGACCUCAACCUGGUCCAGAACUUCCAGAUGAAGUACACGAGUUUAUGCCAGUGGAUCCUGAGCGUGAAGAAGAACUACAGGAAGAAUGUGGCUUAUCACAACUGGAGGCAUGCUUUCAACACCGCCCAGAGCAUGUUCGCCCUCCUCAAGUCAGGACGCUUACAGAAUAACCUGAGUGAUGUGGAGGUCUUGGCUCUGAUGAUUGCAACUCUCAGCCAUGACCUGGACCACAGAGGAGUCAACAACUCCUACAUACAGAGGAGCGACCAUCCACUGGCCCAGCUCUACUGCCACUCCACCAUGGAGCAUCACCACUUCGACCACUGCCUCAUGAUCCUCAACAGCCCUGGAAACCAGAUCCUGAGCGGCCUCUCCCUAGACGAGUACAAGGCCACUCUGAAGAUGAUCGAGAGGGCUAUUCUGGCCACUGACCUGGCCCUGUAUAUGAAGAGGCGUGGGGAGUUCUUUGAGCUCACCAAGAACAGUCAGUUUGUCUGGGAGAACGAACAUCACAGAGACUUACUGAGGUCAAUGCUGAUGACUGCAUGCGACAUCUCAGCCAUCACCAAGCCUUGGCCAGUGCAAAAAAGGAUUGCGGAGCUGGUAGCCACUGAGUUCUUCGAACAGGGGGAUAAGGAGAGACGUGAGCUGAACAUUGAGCCCAGUGACCUGAUGAAUCGUGAGAAAAGAGAUAAGAUUCCCAGCAUGCAGGUGUCCUUCAUUGAUGCCAUCUGCAUCCAGUUAUAUGAGACCUUGGCUGGCAUGUCGGAGUAUUGUUCCCCGUUGUUGGAAGGAUGUCAGGAAAACCGCAAGAUCUGGAAGCGUUUGGCCGAGGAGUGUGAGAAGGGGACUGUCAACGGCUUGGUGUGAUCCCAAUGCCAGUUUAGUUUUUCAGCCAACACAAAUUCCCCCUGCCCAAACAGGUCAUAAUAUUAACAUGCUAUCUAAAAGGACAAAAUAACAUGCUUUGCGCACAGAGGUGGCCAAAGAAUGUAUGGUGUGGCGAAAAAAAAAUAUGUGGUGAAAAAAACACUUAAUUAGGUUUGACAGUGAAAGGCCAGGUUCAGGUCCCAAUUUAUGCCGUGUUGUUUCUAAGUAAAAUCACAGUUACAUACAACUUAGGUCUUAUUUUGUUAUGUUUGUCCAUCCUUCUUAUCUGUUAAAAUAAAGUUGUACUCACCAAGAGUAUUACUGAGAUUGGGGAAUGCAGCAGCAGCACUAAACAAGACCAAGAGCCAUGCUAGCAGCCAGGCUUUAUUUAGGCACAGCGGUGAUUGGAGCUGAAUGCUAAUUGAGCUGAAUGCUAAUAUAAGCAUGCUAAAAGGUUCACAAGGAUAAUGUUAGCAUGCUGAUGUGUAGGAUAUAGUGGUGAGGUACUAUAAAAUAUGUUUCCCAUGGUCACCAUCUUAGUCUAGCAUGUUAGCAUGCUAACAUUUUACAGGAGAGCUAAAAAUUAUGGGAUGGGUAUGUAAUUUGUUUUGUGUUUAUUAAUUAACUAAAGUAGUGCUAUAGGAAACUUAAAGGUGGGGUAUGAGAUUCUAAUCCAAUACGUCUGUCUGUCACUGUCUGCUAGCUGUGCGCUGAAAAUAAAUCUGGUGUUUGGACACAGUCCUGGCUCUGUAAGUAGGAAACAAAGAGGCUUGGAGCGCACAACACUACUCCAGCUGUUCCAGCCAUGAUUUAUGUGUCAGUAAUGUUAAAUGACUUACCCACGGACAUUCAGCUGACUUUCUAGUUCACAAAGACAUGCUGUUGUUGUGACGUUAGCAGCAGGAGAGUUGUGAGUAUUGCUGUGUGGAGGUGGUGUGCAGCUCUGGGCUCUCGUCCUCUCUGCAUGUUAGCUUCGCAGCAGCAACUGUAGCCACAGUUUGCCUACCCACAACUAACGUCAGUUACAUUACUUGCCGUGUCGUUUCUAUAUUAUGGUAUUUGUCAUGGUUUUGGAUUCCUCCAAAAUCGCAUACCCCACCUUUAAGGGAUUCAUCCUCUUGGAACCAUCAAUGUCUGUACAAAGUUUACUUCAUCAAUUCAUCAAGUGAAUGUAGAGAUUUUUCAGUCUGGACCAAAGCUGUGGACUGCCUGAAAAUUUCCUAUGGUGCACAUAAGUGGUGCAGUCAGCUAACCUGUUAGCAGACCUGCCGUGUUGUUAGCUAACUUUGAGGCUAACAAAACCCCCGGGCUAAUAUAGUCUGAAAGAGAAAGCAAAGGUGAACAGUAAAAUGAUCAGUCAAAAUGUGUGUUGUCACAGUUUACCAGACUUACUGUACUUGCUGUAGUUUAGUGCACUGAGUGAUUAUUAUCAACAUUUUGAGCUGUGAUCACUUUCAGUUUAAAGAUUAUCUCACUGCACUUUUCAUUUAGAGCAGAUCUAGACUGUACUCUUUGUAAUAUUAUAUUUACAGAGCCCCAAAAUUUCCCACCAUGAGCAAGCACUUGGUCACAGUGGCAAGGAAAAACUCCCUUUAACAGGUAAAAACUUCAAGCAGAACCUGGACUCAGGCUGGACAGCAAACUGCCUCGACUGGUUAAGAGAGGACUUUGUUGUGGCAAUGUUCCCAGAUCUCAAUAAUAACUUCAGUGAGUACACAUCUUAACAGAUAGAAAUGAUGGCUAAACUACAGAAAUAAGACCGAAGUUGUCAUAUCUCUAACCGAAAACCUUGAACAAAUUGUCUUAAUUUAAAUGUUAGCUAUCUCCCAUGAGAAACAGGUGAGAAUGACGUGCAAUGUUGUGUUAAUAACACAGAAUCCUUGUUUCAGGUUAUGCUCAUUUCCCUGAACUUUGUGCGACUUGUCUUCCUGUCACCAUUCUUUCAUUGCUUUCACUCACCAGAGAAAGUAACAGUCAGCACUAAGCUAUAUUUAUUACCAUAGCAAUUUUUAUUUUUGCACAAGGUCUCUCUCACAGAUAGUGAAAUUUAGGGGAACACUGAAUGGUAAGAAAUAGAUCCCUGGGGAUCAGCACCAUUACAGUGGAAUACUAUAUACUUAAGAUACUGUCACAAUAAUCUGAUGAGCUUGUUAAAUAUCUCCAUACACAGCACACACACACACAAGGGUUUGAGUCUUUUGUAACAUUGUUUUCACUCAUUGUCUACUGCAUAUUUAUUUUUGUUUUAUAUAUUUAUUAGAGUUUCUAUAUUGUAAUGUCAUCCUUUUUUCAAGAGCACACAAUUCUAUAUAAAGAAAACAUAGUUUUCAUACUUCAUCCCAUCUCUGCUUUUUUAAAAAGAUCUUUCUUAGUAACAACUCUUUCAGACGACAUUUGGAAAUGUACUGUAUUGUGUUAUUUGGAAUUUUCUUUAGUUUUCAAAAUGUAAAAGAGCCAAAGACUAGGCCUGCAAUUUCAAAUGGGUCUAGAUUUUUCCACUGCCUUGUUGUGAUAAAAUAGGACCAGUUCACAAUUAAAACAGACAAAACAUUUUAGUUGUCCACAUGCUUUCCUCCUGUAAGUGUCUGUUUUUUAACAAUUGAAUGAUUGUGGGCAGCCUGUCUAGACAGUGCUUGGUUGACUUAACACCUUGACGUCACUUGAAUUUCAACCAGCAAUAGAACAUAAGUGAACUUUGCUGAAAACCAAGCAAUACGAUGGCACAGGGGUGUUGUCCAGAUCUGGUACACUCUGUGCUGCCACACAUUAUUCAAAUAUGACUUACUGAUCAGCAAAAAUACAUCAUGGCGUACAUUUAUAAAGACCUUUUACCAACCAUCAAGUUUGGCUGAUGAAACUGAUGUAAAAGAAAUUAAUUCAGCCGGGUUCAAUCAGGUUUUACUUUUACUGCAAAGCCCAAUUGUGGAAUGAAAUUUGGUGAUAGGCUCUCUGCAUAUAAAAUAGUUCUGAAUGUACGGGGGCGGUUACUGUAUGCUGACCCAGAUUCUUUUAAAAGUUAAAAUCACACUCAGUCUCUUGGAGAAGAAACCACUGCUGUCCAGUGGGUAAAAUGUUAUAGUAUGUUACAGUUCUGGUGGCCAAGACAAGCCAAUAGCACAUAUAGCAGUGGUUCCCAACGUGGUGGUCAGGACCCCCCAAGAGGUCCCUAGAUAAAUCUGAAGGGUCAACACCACCACCCAAAUGAGUAAAUGGAUACAAAACGGUGCAAUACGAAGCUUUUUUAUUUUUUUUUUUUUACAACUUUUCCCAAAUAGUUUAUGAAAUACAGCCCUCUAAAAAAAAAAAAAAAC
Molecule: messenger RNA, 6141 nt
Organism: Micropterus salmoides (largemouth bass)
Lineage: Eukaryota; Metazoa; Chordata; Actinopteri; Centrarchiformes; Centrarchidae
Gene: pde5ab
Product: phosphodiesterase 5A, cGMP-specific, b
Exons: 22
Coding region: 167-2830 (887 amino acids)
Biological process (GO): signal transduction
Molecular function (GO): protein binding; 3',5'-cyclic-GMP phosphodiesterase activity
Source: RefSeq, a predicted model, not a curated record